Peromyscus californicus insignis is the source of this 4257-nucleotide messenger RNA. RefSeq lists its product as uncharacterized. The record is from RefSeq and is a predicted model, not a curated record. The coding region runs from base 708 to 2228 and encodes 506 amino acids. The transcript has 2 exons. Lineage: Eukaryota; Metazoa; Chordata; Mammalia; Rodentia; Cricetidae.
GAACUCGUGGCCUUAAUACAUGCUUGUUGAGUGCUCUGCCACUGCACUAGACCCCCAGGUAAAAUGAAUCUCUCUGAAUUAUUUAUCAGUAGUAAGUACUGGGUUUAUAUACUUACAUCAUAUACCUGUACACAUGAGGUUGAAUACACGUUUCCUGCCUACAGGGGCUGCAGAUGACAAAAUCCUAAACAGCUUGCUCGGAGCCAGCCAACACUGGAGGGGAAGGAGAGAGGCAGCCCGGCAUGUGGAAAGCAGAGAUGGACGAGACUCAGGUCCUGCUCUGAAAGGAGGGAGGAGGGAGGAUUCUAGAUCUUUAGGCUGGAAGAAAUCGCAUGAGGGCAUCUAAUCUCCAACUGAAAAGACAGCUGAGACCUAGGAGUCUUCCUCCUCCUCCUCCUCCUCUUCCUCCUCCUCCUCCUCCUCUUCCUCCUCCUCCUCCUCCUCUUCCUCCUCUUCCUCCUUCUCCUCCUCUUCCUCCUCCUCCUCCUCCUCCUUCUUCUUCUUCUCCUUCUUUUUCUCCUCGAGACAGGAUUUGUGUUGCCCUGGCUCUCCUGGAACUCGCUUUGUAGCCCAGGCUGGCCUCAAACUCACAGAGAUCCACCUACCUCUGCCUCCCGAGUGCUGGGAUUAAAAACGUGUACCAGAACCGCCCGGCCUAGCAGACAGGGGUCCUCUAGUGAGUGGUCAGGGAAAGCCGAACAGCCUGGAUGGACCACGAUUUUGCCCCACCUCCUCCAGAGAUGCAGCCGCACAGGGCUCCAGGCUCCAGAACUUCUUUCUCUCGAAGCCACAUGCUGGGGCGCCAUACCCACCAAAAGCUCACUGGAGAUGUGUCCCCUCUCAUCCCUGCCAUCAAGAAGACUGUCCAUUUGGAUGCCUUCCCCCAAAGCAGUGUCCUACAGACUUCCAGCCAACCAAGCUUUAGAUCCAGGGCCUGGAGUAUGUCCCAACGGGGCACCCUAGGGCCCCUAAGCUCCCUGCCUCCCAAUAGUUUUAUGCCCAGGAAACUCAGCUCUAUUUCUUUAACAAUUCGCCAGAACGUCCCCACACGGCCCCUGGAUGCCCCACUUUCUCAUUGGGAAGAGUUGCCCAAUUUGGGCAAGGAAGCUGUCACCCAUGGAGAAGGGAGGCUGUUCACUUCAAGAUCACCACCCAUGGCCCAAGUGCCAGAGGUCAGGACCUCCUCUGAAGGCCAUGGGAACCCAGAUCUUACCAAAUCCAAUAGAACACCCUCAGGGGAUAAGCCACUGGUGUCUUCAUGUCUGGCUUUACCUUUCCAAUCUCAGUUUACUCAGAGUUCAGGCCUUGUGGGUCAAGUCCAAACCAGAACCUCUCCAGGAAGAGGCAAAUCCAAGCCCAGGAGUAUUCCCAGAUCCCGAGCGUACCUCCAAAGGGUUGCUACGCCUACAAAUUUGUCUGCCGUGGGCACAAAACUAGAUAUAGCCAGAAAUUUGGGCACAAUGGCCAUCAACAGACCUGAGCUGAGUGUCAGUAUGCCCACACCAAACCCGUCUAGAAUGAUCAGAGGCACUGAGCUUCCUAUUCUGGGUGCCAAGACGGGCAUGACCAUUGACUUACCUAUAGCAUCCAAGGCAGGAAAGGCCACGGAUUCGGUGAUAACAGGCCCAACCAAACUAGGCACAGCCAUGAAUUUAGCUGGAGCAGAGACAACCAAGUCAAGCCAAGUUCUGAAGCUGGUAACUGCAGACUCAGACAAGCUGGAAAAUGUCAUGGUUGGGACGACAGUGGGCACAACCAUGGCUUUGGAAAAAGCAGAUCAGGUUGAUUUGGGCAUGACCAGGUUGGACACAGCCACGGCUUUGGCUGGAGCCGAUCUAGCCGAGCUGGAUACAACUACAGAUUCUUCUGUGUUGGACACAAGCGGGCUGGGUACCGCCAUGGAUUCAGUUGUGCUGGUCUAUCCACUCCCAGCCACUGGUGAGACCAAUCACCUGACCAUCUCAGACGCUGCAAGCUGUUUCCUGAUGCCAAGCAGAAGCACAGACCCAGGCCAGGACCAUGCCACUGUGGAUGCUGCCACAGACAGUGCCACCAAACCUACCUCGCUGAACCUGGCCAGAGAACCCAAAGGUAAGAACUUGGUUGGGGAAGUACCGUGGCUGGGGGAGCAGGGAUCCAACAGUCUCGAUAGGUUGAGAAAGAGAGCGGGGACUCUCGGGUCAGAAUCGAAUGGGUGGCAGAAAAGGAGACAAGGGUUGAGGGUCUGAAGAGGAUUGUAUCCCCUGAGCUAAGCUCCUGGAAGUCAGGCUGAGGGAAGCUACCAGGAGGAAGGUUUACAGCUUAAGCUGUGGAGAAGCAGGUACACUGAGCCCUCUCUUGACCAUGAGCUAUGCUUGUUUCUUAGUUCUCUGAAAAGGCAGAAUAAUUGGGUGAGUCCAGCUUUAAGGGAAGUCUGAGUUCGAGGCCAGCCUGGGCCACAGAGCGAGCUCCAGGACAGCCAGGGCUACACAGAGAAACCCUGUCUCGAAAAACCAAAGACAAAACCGAACGAACACCAAGUCUAAUGUUGCCAAACACAGACAAGCUCUUCAGUCUGACAUCCCAGAGCUUCUGUGGGUGGGAGAUAAUGACCUCAGGGAGACCUCAAUCAAUUCACAAAUAGCUUUGUAGGAGAUCUGCGAUUUAAAAGGUCCAUCGUUGAUUGGGAGAUAAAGGCAGGGGGAUAAGUAGUUCAAGGCCAGCCUUACCUGGAAGUCUUUCUUGACUACAGUUCUUUAAAGUUGAAGGUGUGUGUGUGUGUGUGUGUGUGUGUGUGUGUGUGUGUGUGUGUGUGUAUGUGUGUGUGUGUGUGUGUACAUCCUACACACAGAUCUAUAAACAGGUCAGCACAAGGGCUAGAAAUACUAUGGAUGUCUCUGAGAGGUUUGUGGCAUACCGAAGUCACACCAGAGUUAAGUGGUGGCAGUACAUCGAUUGGAAACCAGACCUGGCCAACUUGGAGCAAUCUCAUUCUCAACAUUCCCAAAGCUCAGGUUCUGGGUUAGGAAGAAGGCUUGGAAAGUACCCAGUCCAGCGCUUGAACUGGGUCCUGGGCUUGUCAAAGCCUUUCUCAUCCCACUAGGCACACAGCCUAGUCCUCAGGCUUUGCUGUCCGACCCUGGCUCUCCAUCUUCAGCUCAGCUCUCUUCUGAAAUACAGACAGCUACGUCUGCUGGACUCCUCCAUCUGGGUAUCUCCGGGGCGUGUCUAGAGGCAGGGAGACCCUUUCUUCUAGAACAGUGGUUCUCAACCCCUUUGGGGGUUGCAUAUCAGAUAUCCUGCAUAUCAGAUUCAUAACAGUAGUAAAAUUACAGUUAUGAAGUAGCAACAAAAUAAUUUUAUGGUUGAGGGUCAUCAUGACAUGAGGAACUGUAUUAAAGGGUUGCAGCAUUAGGAAGGUUGAGAACCACUGUUCUAGAAACAGCCGCUGCCCUCCCCCACAUCUCCCUCUCUCAGCUGCAGGCACCACCCACCUUUGAUCCAGUGAUUAGAUCCCCAGGUAACCUGCCUUCCUCCUUUUCUGUCUCCAUCCUGUUCUGUCUUUUCUCAGUCUGAUUUAUGUGCCUCCUCUGUACUUGACCAUGUGGCUGUCAACACUUUUUUUUUUUCCUUUUGAGACAAUGUAUCUAUGUAGCCCUGGCUGUCCUGGAACUAACUACGUAGACCAGGCUGACCUCAAACAUACAGAGAUCCAGCCGGCUCUGCCUCUGCCUCCUGAGUGCGGGCAUUAAAGACGUGUGCCACCACCACCCCGCAGCUGUCACAGCUUUGUACCCUUCUGCUUCUCCCGUCCUCACAAAGCUGCCACAGAGACUUAGCCAUUUGGUGGCAGAGUUUUAAAGUCUCACUAUUACCACCUCUAAAGCUUGCUGCUCAGCCUGCCUCUCCACCCUCUUAGCUGGGGGCAGUCUUUGUCCGUUAUCUUUCCUGCCUCAGCCCAGGCCAGCGUUCGGAGUUAUCCACUGCACUGCUCUGCCUCCGCUGGGCUUCGCAGGCCCCGUUGCCCUUCCCUGGAGAACGCCCUUUUAUUCCUUUUUCUCAUCACCAUUUGCUUUUUCACGUUGGCGCUCGCCUGCUCCAAACCUUCCAUUAUCUCCGUGGUGCCUGUUUGCUUGCACCCCACAGCACUUGUGUGAACCAGCUUUCGGAUUUCUGUUAGACCCCAAACCUUUAAGGUCAAGAAGGUUUGGUCAUCCUCAGCCCUGUGCUCCCAGGGUCGACCAACAAGCCAUCGUCAACGCAUCCAAGACUUUUCGG